Ilex paraguariensis (yerba mate) is the source of this 720-nucleotide messenger RNA. The record is from the annotation of a GenBank genome assembly. NCBI's taxonomy places the organism in Eukaryota, Viridiplantae, Streptophyta, Magnoliopsida, Aquifoliales, Aquifoliaceae.
AUGGGUAGCUUUGAAGAAGAAAGAUUGGUUCAGAUGGUGAGAGACUACAUUGAAUCAGAAUCAACCACACCCUUUUCCGGUACUCCUUCAAAACCCUAUUAUCAAGUUCAUCAGGAAACAACUUCUCUCGCUUUCUCUUUGCAGGAGCUCCUUCAAAAUGUCACAGCUGGUGAGACUGAGAUUCUUGAGAAAACUAUAUGGUACUUGAAGGUUUUGGAGGAUAAUAUAGGAGUAGGCAAUAACCUGAAGGAAUGGCUUGUGUUGAACCUGAAACAAGAUGGUUAUGAAGCUUCUCUUUGUCAAACUUCUUGGGUCUCUACUUUCGUUCGUCCUUCAGGUGGCUACGAAUAUAUUGAUGUCUUGAUGAAGGACGAUAGUAGUGGAAAGCCAACAAGACUGAUAGUAGACAUGGAUUUUAGGUCUCAAUUUGAACUUGCCCGGCCUACCACAACCUACUCAAGUCUCUUAAACUCUCUUCCAUCCAUAUUUGUUGGUACUGAAGAAAAGCUGAACCAGACAAUCUCUCUGCUCUGCUCAGCUGCUAAGCAGUCUCUGAAAGAGAAGGGUCUUCACAUUCCUCCAUGGAGAAGGGUCAAUUACAUGCAGUCCAAGUGGCUCUCUGAAAACUGCAAAAAAGUAUCAUCAUUCUCACCCAACUGGGACAAUUUUUGUGGUUCGCCAAAGUCCAGCAAUCGGGGACAUUCAAUUUUGAAGCCUUAG